Messenger RNA from Perkinsus marinus ATCC 50983, 1305 nucleotides. RefSeq lists its product as hypothetical. Lineage: Eukaryota; Perkinsozoa; Perkinsida; Perkinsidae. The record is from RefSeq and is a predicted model, not a curated record. Bases 26 to 934 code for a protein of 302 amino acids. The transcript is spliced from 4 exons.
CUGGAGUGACCAGAGCGUGUGGUGAAUGCCCAAGAUCGUGGACCUGCUGGGCUCAAGCUCGGUGGAGAGCGCGACGGUGACACCAAGAGAGACCGAGGUCAGGACAGUACCCGAAAGGCUUGCCUGGCAGACAGAAAAAGACUUUUGGGGGAGUCCGAGUAGCGGUGGGAAUGCGAGUGAGCACACUGAAGGUGGUAGCGUCGACUCUGUAGUGGAGAAUAGACGCACAUCAUCGGGCGAAAGCGGAAGUAACAGUGGUAACCGCGGACGUCAUCUCCUGUCCUUUGCUAUCUCGAAUGACAGUAGCGUGCCGGUAGUUGAGCCCGCUGAGAAUCUCCCCGUAGUUGAAGCUCUGAAGACGGUACACCCACAGAGGGUCCGAGCCAUCUCGGUGGGUGCGGGAGGAAAUUCUCCUGUGGAGAAGACUGCGUUUGGACGGGCGCGAAGAGCGAGUGAGGGUACGUACGAUGUGGGGGCGGGGCAGAGGUCCUUGAGGUGGUGUUUGCAUGAUGACUACGCGGAGGAGGAGGAAAAACAGUAUGGAGAUGUGGGAGAAAGGGAGCCUAUAGAGAGCAUCGAGACAGCGGUGAGGAGAGCAGUAGCAUCCGUAGAGGAAAUACCGUUACUAUCUACUACAGUAGAGGUGGUGCCUCUGGGCGGUGUACUGGCAAGUACUGCAGAAAAGCUGAGCUCAAGCUCUGUGGGUCUGACAACUGUUUACCAUGUGGAAGAGUCCGAUGGAAUGACUGGUUGUAGCAACAGCAGAGUUAUGUCACCAGAUCCAGUGGCUGAGGAAGGCUCGAGCAUUAGCGAUACUAGUGCACCUCGGAGGAUAUUGAUACUCCUACGGAUAGAACAGAUCCUGAUGGGUCUCCAGAUGCUGAGGGCAGCUGUCAUGAGAAGGAGAGUGAGAACGAUGUUCUGGAAUCGAUGAAGUUUGGUGGCGUUGCCGAGUCCAGUUGUUGUGUGGAGGAAGACACUACUCGGGCUGCAUGCUCGGCUGGACGCGAGGAGGCUUUUCAGUCGAGGUCCGAUGAGAGUCUGUUGGUAUUUGGUAGUACCGAUCGGCCAAUGCGGUCUGUCACUAGUGACACGUCUGUCGGUGAUGAUGAUGACGAUUCGGUAGACUGGGAGAGUCUAAGUGAAGGGGAUGAAGCUGAUGUGGCCAAGUCUCGAGCUAAGGUAAGGAUUCUCCGGGCAAUCCAAGUCCUGGUGGUAGUAUUAGCGUUGCAAGUGAUACCACCGCUGCUACUCUAUAUCGACCCGCCCGACUUAUCGCACCAGUAGGGCUUCUGUCUAUCUGCC